AAAAAUUCUUAAUGAGAUAUUUUGCCUUCUUUUGUGCCUACUAUGUCUCCAAAAUCCAAUGUGUUUUACAUUUAUAGCAGAGCCCAAUUCAGGUCAGCCCCAUUUCAAGGACUCAAAGACCACUUGUAGCCAGUGGUGACCAUACUGGACAGUGCAGGUGGGAGGGAGUUGGGAACUGGCCAGAAAGUGCAGCUGUGAAACUGGAAAUUCCUGGAAGGAAAAAGCCAGAUUUUCCAUAUGGGGUGGGGCAGGGGGUGGCAAUCAGGCCACUUGAGUUUUUCCUGCUCUGUAGACAUUUCAGUGGAAUGGGAGCAAAGCUGGAGUUGGUUCAGUCAAUAAUUUAUAUAUAGAUUGACUGCUCUAUGGCCGGAGCUGAUCAGGUGAUAGCGGUAAAGCAGUGCACCAGUUAGACAAACUACGGCAUCUUGAAGCUCACCAUGGAGAGGGGAGAGACAGAAAAUAAACAACUUCUAAAAUAAAGAAAAAUAACGGUAAUGGAGAGAAGAGUGGCAAGGAAACUUUGGGUUCUCUAAGGACCUGGAGAGGGAGAACUGUAGGGGGAGUGCGCUGGGGAUAAGGUAUGAUGACCACCACCCAUGUCAUGGUCAGAGAUAUGACCCAGACAAGGUGAAUCAGAAAAAAGCAAUUAGAAGUGGUCAGCUUUGACAUUUAUUACGUUAAACCUAAUGAAAAUGCCAUUUAGUGUAUCAAAAAUGAUUGAAAAAUCAGUAAUUUCAUAUGACUCAACGUAAUAUUUAGGGCAAAGAAUGGAUUGGGGAUUCUUAACUUGGGGCUCAAGGACGGGCUUGAAUUGGGCUCUAUUUCUAGAGAAGGGAUCUAUGGCCUCCAAGAGCUCCGCCAAAGGGCAUGUGAUCCCUCAAGUCUCGCAAAGCCUCAAAACUUGACCUGGCGCCCAGAGAGCCUGAGUUUUUAACCUCACACAGUCCAGGGGGAGGAGGGGCUGAGCCGCUGUCCCGGGGAUCCCGCCGCUCUGUCUCGCUCCCGGGCCGAGCCGUGUUGAUUGUCCCCUCGCGGGGCCCGGAAGCGACCCUCAGUAAACAAAGCCGUGUGUGGGCUCAGCCCCAGCUGCCCGGGGAGCGCUGUCCAGCCCCGGGGGGGCGGGGAAAGAAUGUUGUGAAUGAACCCAGGACCCGCCCCGAAACUCCGCUUCAGGCCGGCCCUGCAGGGGGUCCUCCCACUGUGAUUGGUCUUCGGUGCCCGGUGAUUGACAGCGCCGCUCGCUGAGCGCUCUGAAUGGGUUGUUCCGAAAAGACAGGCAGCUCAUGAAACGAAUGAUGAGCGAGGAGUUGGAGACGGGUAUGGAGGUGCAGCCAAUGGUGGAUGAGAGCCUCGGAGGCCGAAGGGAGUGCCAAUGGGGACUGGCGACGGAGGCGGGACGAUGGCGGAGCAUAAAGCGGCGGCCGAGGCAGCUUCAUUGUUGUGAAGAGUCUUAAAGGGGCCGCAGCACCCCGCCGGCCCGGUGCGGGGGCGGGGGUGGGUGCGGCGGGAGUCCGGGGUCAGCAGAGCGCGGACGAAGGACAAGAAGAGAGGCAGGGGUCGCGGGAGCGGGCGAAGAGGAGCAAGCAUCAGACCGACCCCCUCGAACAGGCCCCGCCCCGGCCCGGCCCGGCCGGAUGGACCCCCCAGCGGCCAAGCGGAGCCGGGGCUGCCCCGCAGGACCGGAGGAGCGCAACGCCGGGGUCGCGACCGUGCGCGGCCGGGGCCGACCCGAGGCGCUGCUGGACCUCAGCGCCAAGCGAGUAGCCGAGAGUUGGGCCUUCGAGCAGGUCGAGGAGCGGUUCUCCCGGGUGCCGGAGCCAGUCCAGAAGCGCAUCGUGUUCUGGUCAUUUCCACGCAGUGAACGGGAGAUAUGUAUGUACUCAUCACUAGGCUACCAGCCCCCAGAAGGCGAGCACGAUGCACGGGUGCCUUUCACCCGUGGGCUACACCUACUGCAGAGCGGGGCGGUAGAUCGGGUGCUGCAAGUGGGGUUCCACCUGAGCGGAAACAUCCGGGAGCUGGGGGGCCCUGGAGAACCUGAGCGCCUGUACCACGUCUCCAUCAGCUUUGACCGCUGUAAGAUCACAUCUGUGAGCUGCGGCUGCGACAACCGCGACCUCUUCUACUGUGCCCAUGUGGUGGCCCUGUCGCUGUACCGCAUUCGGCAUGCCCGCCAGGUAGAGCUGCGACUGCCCAUCUCCGAGACGCUCUCCCAGAUGAACCGGGACCAGCUACAGAAAUUUGUACAGUACCUUAUCAGCGCCCACCACACUGAGGUGCUGCCCACUGCCCAGCGCUUGGCAGACGAGAUCCUUCUCCUGGGCUCCGAGAUCAACCUGGUGCAUGGUGCCCCAGACCCCACAGCGGGUGCGGGCAUCGAGGACGCCAACUGCUGGCACCUGGACGAGGAGCAGAUCCAGGAGCAGGUGAAGCAGCUACUGUCCAACGACGGCUACUAUGGCGCCAGCCAGCAACUGCGUUCCAUGUUCUGCAAGGUGCGGGAGAUGCUGCGGAUGCGGGAUUCCAACGGGGCACGCAUGCUGAUCCUCAUGACUGAGCAGUUCCUGCAGGACCCGCGCCUGGCCCUGUGGCGACAACAGGGUGCUGGCAUGACAGACAAGUGCCGCCAGCUGUGGGACGAGCUGGGGGCCUUGUGGGUGUGCGUCGUCCUGAGUCCCCACUGCAAACCAGAGGAGCGGACGAGCUGGCUCCAGCUGCUUGGCAAGUGGGACAAGCUGGAUGUGUGCCCGCUGGAAGAAGGCAACUACUCUUUCGAUGGGCCCAGCCUGCAGCCCACAUCGGCCCUCAGCCCAGGCCCAGAGGAGGAAGAGGAGGUGGUGGCUACAGGUUCCCGCCACACUGUGUUUGGCCGCGCCCUGCAGGCUGGGUCCCUGCACUGGAGUGACGCCCACCUGCAGAGGAUCCUGGCCGGUGACUCCUACAGCCCCAGCCUCACAGGCAACAUGGGCAGCGACAAGCCAGCCUUCGACCCCCAGGGCCGCCCACUCUGGCUGGGUGAGCCCUUCCCCACCGCCUGUGCUCGUGUGGACACCCUGAGGGCCCACGGAUACCCCCGCCAGGCCCUGCGGUUGGCAGGCGCCAUAGUGAACACACUCCGGUUACAGCGGCGACAUCAGCUUGAGAGCUACAAGCAGCAGAAAAAAGAGCUACUGCAGAAAGGCUCCACCUGCAUCACCAACAUGGAAGGAUGGGUAGGCCACCCCCUGGACCCUAUUGGCUGCCUCUGCAGGGCACUUCUGGAGGCCUCUCGCCUAGAGGAGGAGACCCUCGCCCUUUACCCAGACUCAGGCCCUGAGAAGCGAAAGGUGGCCUACCAGCACGUCCCGGUGCCCGGGAGCCCUGGGGAGUCCUACUUGGCGAUGGCGCUAGAGGUGGCACUGCUGGGCUUGGGACAGCAGCGGGCCCUGCCCGAGGGGCUGUACGCCCAGGACAAAGUGGUGCGCAACGAAGAGCAGCUGCUCGCCCUCCUGGAGGAGGUAGAACUAGAUGAGCGGCUGGUGCAGGUGCUGCGCAAGCAAGCAGGACAGCUGCUGGAAGGGGGCCCCUUCAGCGGCUUUGGAGAAGUGCUUUUCCGGGAGAGCGUGCCCAUGCACACCUGUGCCCGCUACUUGUUCACUGCACUGCUGCCCCACGAUCCUGACCUGGCCUACCGACUCUCGCUGCGAGCCAUGAGGCUGCCUGUACUGGAGACAGCGUUUCCAGCUGGAGAAACUCACGGCAACCCACUGGACUCCAUCAUGAGCAACCGCUUCCCCCGCUGGUUCAUCCUUGGCCACCUGGAGACCCGCCAGUGUGAGCUGGCCUCCACCAUGCUGACAGCUGCCAAGGGAGACCCCAAGUGGCUGCACGCAGUAUUGGGCUCCAUCCAGCAGAACAUCCACUCUCCAGCCCUGCUCUUCAAGCUGGCACAGGACGCCUGCAAGACAGCCACCCCAGCCAGUGCGCCCCCUGACACCACAUUGCUGGGCAUUGCUCUGGAGCUGGGCCUGCAGGUGAUGCGGAUGACCCUGAACACCAUGACCUGGCGUCGGAGGGAGAUGGUGCGCUGGCUGGUCAGCUGUGCCACCGAAAUCGGCCCACAAGCCCUGAUGAACAUCAUGCAAAACUGGUACUCUUUAUUCACACCUGUGGAGGCGGCCACCAUCGUGGCCGUGACGGGCACCACUCAUGCCACGCUGCUGAGGCUGCAGCUGGAUGCAUCCCGGCGAGAGGAGCUCUGGGCCUGCGCCCGCACCCUGGCCUUGCAGUGCGCCAUGAAAGACCCGCAGAACUGCGCCUUGCCCGCCCUCACCCUGUGCGAGAAGAACCACGCAGCCUUUGAGGCAGCCUACCAGAUUGUGCUGGAUGCCGCAGCCGGCGGCCUGGGCCACGCUCACCUCUUCACUGUGGCCCGCUACAUGGAGCACCGUGGGCUGCCGCUGCGGGCCUACAAGCUGGCGACACUGGCCCUGGCACAGCUCAGCAUCGCCUUCAACCAGGACAGCCACCCUGCCGUCAAUGAUGUGCUCUGGGCCUGCUCACUCAGCCACUCGCUGGGCCGGCACGAGCUCUCUGCCAUCGUCCCUCUCAUCAUCCGGAGCAUCCACUGCGCCCCCAUGCUCUCCGACAUCCUGCGCCGCUGGACCCUCUCAGCGCCCAGCUUGGGUCCCCUUGGGGCCCGCCGGGCUGCCAAGCCACUGGGCGCCGACCGGGCACCGCUCUGCCAGCUGCUGGAUGCAGCAGUGGCCGCCUACAUCACCACCAGCCACUCCCGCCUGACGCACAUCAGCCCGCGGCAUUAUGGCGACUUUAUUGAGUUCCUAGGCAAGGCCCGUGAGACCUUCUUGCUGGCACCCGAUGGACACCUCCAGUUCGCCCAGUUCUUGGAGAACCUCAAACAGACCUACAAGGGAAAGAAGAAGCUCAUGCUCCUGGUGAGGGAGCGUUUCGGCUGAGGGACAGCAGGCAGGUGCGGGGGGGGCUCCCCCUUCACCCCUGCCUCUGUGGCACCUGCUGUCCAUCAGGGGCCUUGACACUGGAGGCCUUUGUGGCAUUUCAGUAUUAAGUCAGGGAAGGAGCCCACCUGGAGCUGGGUGGUCUUGCCUGCCAUCCCCCCACACCUGGAAGGAGGUGGGAGGCAGGGGGUGGCAUCCUGCCAUAUGCGUGCCUGGGAGCGUGCGAGUGAGUGUGCGAGACGUGAGGAUCGGAAGCCAUACCACCACCCAGAGGCCUGGAACGGGGUGUGUGCUUGUGCAGCUGGUAUGACCCCCCCCAACCUUGGGCACCCCAGAAGCAAUAGGCAAAAGCUCUCCCUUCGCAAACCCACUUGGGCUGGGGUGGAGGGGCUGGGAGGCAGGACUUUCCAGAAACUGGCUCUCAAAGUCAGUGUAGCAGACCCUACCUGCACCCAACUCCGGGUGGCCGAAAGGCUUGUGUUAGGGCAUCUAAACUCCCCUGUACCCUUCCUUCACAGCUUCAGGGGCCCCACCCAUAGCCCUGCGCCAUCUCCCCCCAGGCGGCCCAGCUGGGACCAAUGGCUCACCCCCACUGAAGGAUUUGAAGAGGCUUCAGGCCUCGUCCACAUACCUCACCCCCAACCCGUCAGGACUCCCAUUCCCUUGGGUGCCGGGGUCCCAAGGCAGGCUGGGGGAUCGUUACUGCCCCUUCCUCCCACACCUGCUAGUCACUGGACAUACAACUCAGGAACUGAGCCAGGCUCACACUGUCCUCCAAACCCAGUGUGUCGGGGGAGACAAGCACAGGCAAGCCAAGGACCCCUGCCCCCGAUCUAGAAAGAGGCCAACAUCUUAGCAUUUUCUGGCUCUCUGUCUCUCCCUUUCUCCUCCUCUGCCUCCCUGCUCUGCCCUUCAUCUUAUUCUCCCUUCUCUUAUUUCUCUCCAGCUAGCCUUUUUGUUUGCAUCCCAAGUCGCAGCUGGUUGUCUCUUUGGCCUCCCUUCCCCCACCUUGGUUCAGGGAGGAAAGGGUCCCACCCCAAUGACCCUCCUCUGUCUUUUCUCCUCUUAUAAUUAAGGACAAAGAUCAUCAUAUUUUGUAACUGUUUUUCUAUUUAUUGAACCAUAUAUUGUA
Molecule: messenger RNA, 6087 nt
Organism: Sus scrofa (pig)
Lineage: Eukaryota; Metazoa; Chordata; Mammalia; Artiodactyla; Suidae
Gene: ZSWIM4
Product: zinc finger SWIM-type containing 4
Cellular component (GO): Cul2-RING ubiquitin ligase complex
Molecular function (GO): zinc ion binding
Source: RefSeq, a predicted model, not a curated record